AUGACAGAUCAUCACGCCGAUUUGGAUAAUAUAGAUGAUGAUGUAGAUUAACAUCAAAAUGAUAAAUAUGAUAACAAAAAAAAGAGCUAUGAUCGUAAAGGAGAACGCUACUUCCAAGUUGAUGAUGGUUAUGAUAAGAGAGUAUAUGAGAAUGACUGGACAAACGUCUUUGUCAUAAUUGGAGUCUUCAUAAUUUACUUUGGUUUGAACAUUCUCUAUUGGUGGGGUAUGGUUGCCUUUGGUACUGCUUAUCCAGAUGAAGCUCAAUGGUACAGUAUAGCAGUUUUCAUAUUCUCCCUUAUUUGGAUCGGAGGAAUGCUAAUUUCAGGUCACAAGGCUAAUAAGAAGCUACACAGAUGGGAAUUCUAUUUGGAAAAGAUCAAUGAUAAGGAGUAGGAGAAUAGAGAGUACGAGUAAAGAGAGGCAUAAAAGAGAGAGCAGGAGUUGAAACUUGCCUAAUCAAAGGGCCAAGCCUCAACAAGAGCUAUGUAAAAGGAGGAAGAACAUAAAGCCAACUAAUUGACUGAUAGAGACCACGAGAGCGACCAACAACUUGAAGGUUCACAACUGCUCAUGCAAGAAUGA
Messenger RNA from Stylonychia lemnae, 585 nucleotides. The record is from the annotation of a GenBank genome assembly. NCBI's taxonomy places the organism in Eukaryota, Ciliophora, Spirotrichea, Sporadotrichida, Oxytrichidae.